AUGGGAAACAAACAAGCUUGUAUCGACGAAUGUGUUAGGAUUCACACUGACGCAGCAAAAGCUUGCUGUGCAGUAGCACCUUAUAAUCCUAUUGCGUUUGCGGGUUGUAUGCUUCUUGCUGGUGGUUCUCUUACUGCAUGUUUAGGACUUUGUGGUGCUAUACUUGUUAAAGUUGAAAAUGACAUGCGGGAUAGCCGUUAUGCUUGUGAACUCUAUUUGUCUGAUAUAAAAUAUAAUUAUCCUCCGAUUUAUGGAACUAAUCCCAUUGAUACUCUUGUUUUGUCAUUGGAGCUUGCGAAAAUUCAUUUACAAGGACUUAUUGUCGCUGGUUAUACCAUUAGCGAAUUAGAAAGCCGUAAAUUUUGGAAAUUAGAAAAAGGAAAAUCUUUAUCAGAGCGAAUAAACGAAUUAAAAAAUAAUAAGGAUAUUUCCCAAGAUUAUAAAGAUAAGAUAUUAAUGAUUAUGAAAGAGAACUUUGGCAAAAUACCGGUAAAAAAUGUUGAAGUGGUAGAAAAUAGUGCUUUUAAUACAUUAGCAACAAAAAAUUUCAGCGGAUUAUCUAUCCAAGAAAAUGAUAGGAUUUUCAAGGGAGAAGGUUUCGUUUCUAUAUCUAUGUCAGAAAAAAUAAAAAUUUCCGCAAAACCAAUCGUUACUCCGAAUGGUUGUGAGGAAAUAUAUGCGGCUGCAAUGAGUGCUUGUUAUACUAUAGCUUGA
Messenger RNA from Racocetra persica, 714 nucleotides. Lineage: Eukaryota; Fungi; Glomeromycota; Glomeromycetes; Diversisporales; Gigasporaceae. The record is from the annotation of a GenBank genome assembly.